Molecule: messenger RNA, 4047 nt
Organism: Hyaloscypha bicolor E
Lineage: Eukaryota; Fungi; Ascomycota; Leotiomycetes; Helotiales; Hyaloscyphaceae
Exons: 3
Coding region: 1-4047 (1348 amino acids)
Source: RefSeq, a predicted model, not a curated record
AUGCAAGGUGGGGAACGCCGCUCCCGAAAUCCAUCUCGAAAUCCCUCUCGAGUCCGAUCAAAGGUCGUCAGUUACAACGAUGGAUACACGUUUGCACUUAGGGCUGCAUACCUCCACCACCUCCUCCAGCCCCGGGCCAAAAGGAAGCAGUAUAUCCCUGCCCCGAAACCUGUACGAAAGACGGCAAUGAUAGGGGAUCUAGUUCAAGACUUUUCUCUCAUGAAGGAUACGAAAAGCGCAAAAUUUCCCCAUGGCUUUAUGUCUCCUUUGGAGAAACGGAUACAAGGAGUACUGGUUGGGACAGAAAGGCUUCCGGGAUACAAUGACGCAGCUGUCAAACGCACAUUCGCCGAGGCAUAUACCGCUUUCACAGAGCAAGGGUUCCGCAGACGGAUGGACAAGGAACGACGUGUAGAAGAUCUGGUUCUGAUAUUUUAUUCCAAUGCGACCAAGGCGUUACAGAAGGGCAAAGCACCUGAUGAUGACUCCUGGAAAUUGCUGGUCGAUCGUCACGUCGCACUCUUUGUCAGGCUUAUCAGCAAUACCUUGAAAGACCAUGGAAACGACAAGGACAGACCCGAGCUCAUGAACCGACUGGCAAACCUAGAGAGUAAAUUACUCACAAAUGAUCAAGAUCUGUUUGCCGGCUCGGGGGAUGGAGCCGGGGGAUCCAGUAUCGAAGUUGUGGUGCCGAUCAGCUAUGAUGUUAAGGAUAUGCCGAUGGUGCAAGUGGUUGCCAAAAUAUUUGGACUCAGACUCUCGCAGGUGCAAUCUGAUAUUGAUGCAAACAAGCAUAUCUGGACCGAGGAAGCUGCCCUUGCGGAUCUCAAAGCAUAUCAACACUGCCUAGGUGCAAAUACUAAACGCACACUGCGGAGUGAUGACUUUGAUAUCGAGGAAGCUUACCAGGAAUGGAAGAAAGCAGAAGCUCCAGCUCUUUCACAAAUGAUGGCCGAGAUACUGCAAGCUAGGCCGGAGCUUGUUAAGUCGUCAUCGAGCUCAAAUAAGCCUCUUCCUCCCAUUCAUGCAUCAGCCAGUGCAGAGGAUCAGGCUUACUCCGACCUAGGUCGGAUAGUUACAAGUCCUGUUGAGCAAAACACUUCUUACGUAUUCGAUCAACCAGUUGAUAUGAGCUCUUUAUCCUUGGAAGAUGAGUAUCUAGGCGGCCACUCUCUCGAGGAGACCACGUUCACGUUCAUCCCACCCGAUCCGCGCUCAUUCUAUAGAUCAAUUCUAUCACAUGCGAUGACAUUCGACCAACUGCAUGCCCCGCCAGCAGUAGAUGGGCCCGUUGCGACCCCGCCUCUCUCCAAAGCAUCGACGGAACUAUUAACUGAGCUUUGCAUUCGUUGGCGGAUCCCACCGUUCUCUAGGAUGGUGCUCUUUUUGGAUGUUGCCGCCCAAAAGUUUCUUGAUCAAGAGAUUGGCCUCGACGAGCUCGACACGGCAUUCGAGUUUGUCAAGAACCCGCCGCCCGAACCAAAACGGGCUCAUACACAUUACCAUUCUGUCAGCCUCUCCUCCGUUGACCAAAGUCGAUGGACUAUUCAGGACUUUGCACUUUAUCGGCAGAUCUUGUCGAACUUGCACGACGGCCUACUCCGCGACCUGUACGAUUUGUUACAGCACUGUUAUGAUUCUAAGCCCCCGUCACCAGGUUCUGUACUUCUCGUUCUGGAGAGCCACAUCCAUAGCGAUCCGUCUUUUUCGAUGGGUCCAAAUGAGCUCGAUGCCUAUAAACUUCAGCUUGAAGACGGUCUUCGCGCCAAGGCUGCUGCGGUCUAUAGAGGCUAUUUGGAGGCAGAAGUUCCCCAAAUUCAGGAAGAAUGGCAGUUCUACCACGUCGUUCAGCUUGGUAAAGCAGUCGUCAAACUUUGCGAGCGAAUUCAGAAGAGAUAUCGCAAGAAUCCCGACAUCAUGGGUGUCAACCCCUUGACAAUCCUAGUCUCAACCAUGUUUCCGAGCUUUGAGAGCGAUGCUGGCGAUCUGAUCCAGCGAAUUCUCCAUGUAGCUCAAACAAAGAAUUCCGAGGUGGAUUUACAGGAUGGCUUUGACCUAUACCGAGAGCUCGUUGAAAUCCGCCGAAUUCACCAGUCUGCUCUUCCAGACCGCCCCUUCGCUUUCAAUAUCGAAGACGCUCUCGCUGAAUUUGUCUGGCGGUGGAUUCGUGUUUCUGAGUCCAAGAUGGUGGAACUUGUUGAUGAAGCCAUCAAGCAAGAUCAGUUUCAAGUUAGAUCAGAACAGACCGACCGUCCUGCAACGGAUGAUGAACGGCACAGUGUGUCCGUCAUUGACAUUUUCCGUCUGUUUAACCAGACUACUGAUCAGAUAUUCCAAUUGGAAUGGGAUAAUGAUGUGCAGUACGCGAAGUUCAUGACGGCGCUGUCGAAAUCCUUUGGCACCGGGCUCGCGAGAUAUUGUGAGGUUAUUGAGCAGCGAUUUACGAAAGAAAUGGACCGGUUGUCGCCAAUGCAGGAAGCUGCUGCCGCACAGUCAAAGCAAGAGAAAUGGAUGCAGUUUGCAAAAGAUGCUUGGAACAAUAAGGAGAAGAUUGAGCCGUUUCAGUUCUACCCGGAGUCAUUUGUGAAGUUGAACAACAUCGAGUACGCGAUACAGCAGCUUGACAUCCUAGAGAAGACGAUGAAUGUUGAUGCUUGUGCGAAAGUACUGGAGAAGAUUAAACCACCAAAGGAAAAGCAACGGAGACCCUCUAAGUAUGUCUUCACGAUCAAGAUCGUGGAGGCAGAGGACCUGAAGGCAUGUGAUCCCAAUGGAACGAGUGACCCUUAUGUUGUCCUUGGCGACGAAUACCAAAAGCGCCUCGCGAAGACAAGGGUAGUGAUGAGAAAUCUCAAUCCACGUUGGGAUGAGUCAGUUGAUAUUACGGUAUCGGGAGCACUAAACAUUAUCGCCACAAUAUGGGAUUGGGACACGUUUGGUGACCACGACUAUGUGGGCAGAACUUCCCUUAAGUUGGACCCAACUCACUUCAGCGACUAUUUGCCCCGAGAAUACUGGCUGAACUUGGACACCCAAGGCAGGCUACUACUGCGAGUCAGCAUGGAAGGAGAAAGAGAUGACAUCCAAUUCUUUUUUGGGAAGGCUUUCCGGCUAUUAAAAAGGACGGAAAGAGACAUGACCCGUAAAAUUACUGAUAAGCUCUCUCAAUACAUCAACGCCUCACUCUGCCACGAUGCUUUGAAAAGCGUGCUAAAUCGAGGCAUCACUGUUGCAGCCGUAACAAGUCUAUGGAAAAACCGCCAAUCAGUUGCACCUACCACCACGCAGCAAGACAUUGAGAAUGCUUUGAAACCACUCUUUAACUACUUCGACGAAAACUUCGCAAUCAUGAAGCAAACUCUUACGGAUGCUUCCAUGGUAAUGGUCAUGACCAGACUUUGGAAAGAAGUUCUUCUGGCCCUGGAAGGAAUUCUGGUGCCACCAUUGUCGGACAAACCUUCGAUCCAGCGCCCUCUUACUCAGCAAGAGAUGGAUGUUGUAUUCAAGUGGCUUGAGCUCUUGUUUGAUUUUUUCCAUGCUCGAGACGACGAAACUGGCGAGGCAAUGGGCGUUCCUGCCGAUGUUCUGAAGUCACCAAAAUAUUCUGAGCUCGCCACUCUCAACUUCUUCUACUUCGACACGACUGACAAUCUCAUUCGUACAUCCGAGCGCAUGGCAACUGCAUCUGCACAACGUGCAAACAAUCAGCGGAACCGUCUCUCGGCGCCUCCGAGCCUUGGGGCUCAAUUCGGAGGUCUGAUGGGGAACUUAUCAAUUCGAAGGUCUAAAAGCAUCAUGCUUAGUCGUAAUCUUGGCACAAUGAAGAAAGCGAAGGAAGAAAAACGAAAGGAGGCUCAAGCUGAUCCUAGCGACGACAUGAUAUUGCGGAUCCUGAGAAUGAGGCCAGAGGCUGCGAUCUAUCUCCGGGAUAGAAGUAGGCAGAGAGAACGACUAGCAGCAGCAGCAGCAGCGGAGAUGAUUGUGAGGCAGAGCCUUGCUUCAGGCGGUGGACCUAGAUUUGGCGCAAAUAAUCUUCCUCGUCGUUGA